GAAGUAAUGUCUGCCUCGCCGUGUUUCUUUCCUUUGUUUGGGUGCUUACCUCUGCACUCUUUAAUUCGCAGGAGUAUCUGUAAACCCAACCAUGAAGGCUGUAGCUCUGAUCCUCGCUCUCGCAGUCAUCACUGGCUGCAGCGCUCGCGUUGUGCGCCAGGCUGAUGCCACCGUGAGAUGGGAGGACACUGUGGAUCGCUUCUGGCAGUAUGUCUCUGACCUGAACCAGAAGGCUGAUGUGGUCGUGCGGGACCUGAAGACCUCUCAGAUCACCAGGGAGCUCGACACUCUGAUCACCGAUACCAUGGCCGAGCUGGCAGCGUACAGAGAUGACAUCAAUACCAAGCUGACCCCGUACGCCGAUGGCUCCACCGGACAGCUGUCUCAGGACCUGCAGCUUCUGGCCAACAAACUCCAGAAGGACAUGGUGGAUGCCAAGGAGCGCAGCGCCGUGUAUCUGGGCGAGCUCAAGACCAUGAUCGAGCAGAACUCCGAUGAUGUCCGCGGCCGCAUCGGCACUUAUAGCCACAAGCUGAAGAAGCGCCUGAACAAGGACACUGAGGAAAUCCGCAGCGCCGUGGCCAACUACCUGGGUGAGAUCCAGUCCCGCACCGUCCAGAACCUCGACACCGUGAAGGAGAACGUUGAGCCCUACGUCCAGCAGGCCGGUGACACCGCCAGCAAGAAGCUGGCCGACAUCUCCACCAUCCUGGAGUCUCAGGCUGAGGGCAUCAAGACCCAGCUGGAGUCCACCGCCCAGGAGCUGCGCACCUCCCUGGAAGGCAAGAUCGACGAACUGACCGAGAUGAUCUCCCCCUACGCCGUCCAGAUCCGCGAGCAGAUCGAGAACAUCAUGGACAAGGUCAAGGAGACCUCCAGCUCUUAAAGAAAGACUCUCUUAAUGUCAUGCUACCGAUGGGGGAAGAGAGUGACUUCUGACAUUUCCAUUUGGGUGCUCUUUUGUUCCGGAUAAGGGGGGUGAUGAGAUGAAGCGUGAGUUGCGUCUUUGAAGGCCAUCAGAUAAACGUCUCUUCUCUUAUUACCUCCCUUGAUCACUGAACACAAGCACCCCGUCAGUAAGGGCCUUUAAACAGGAAACAUUUCUGGCAAUAUGCUUUGCUUUUCUACUUUUAAUCAACAGUUAUAGCUAGCAACCCACCCGCCAACGUUUUGUAUUGAGCUUCCUACAUUUUGUUUGGUUGUCUACAAGCUGUCCUCAUUGGGGUGAUCCCAUCCCUAAAUGCACCAAACGCAAGUGUCUUUCUUUUCAAUAGAUGCACUGAAUAAUGAUUGUGAUGGAAAGAGGAGGAGGAGGGGGGGGGGGUUUUGAGAGGUGAACCACUAAAGUACCGUUCUGUAUUCUCUGCGUUUUUUGUUUGUUGUGCUUCACACAGAAGAAGAUAAACUCGAUGCAUCAGUGAGUGUAAUGCUGCCUGUCCGUUCUUUAGUCUGAAUGUUGUGUCCCUUGUGUGUCACGUACCCACCAUGCUGCUCACUGCUCUGCACACAGUGCGAGUGAAUAAAAAGUUAGAAAAGAA
Messenger RNA from Gasterosteus aculeatus aculeatus (three-spined stickleback), 1538 nucleotides. RefSeq names its product apolipoprotein Eb (gene apoeb). NCBI's taxonomy places the organism in Eukaryota, Metazoa, Chordata, Actinopteri, Perciformes, Gasterosteidae. Gene Ontology annotation, biological process: phospholipid efflux; cholesterol metabolic process; acylglycerol homeostasis. Gene Ontology annotation, cellular component: very-low-density lipoprotein particle; chylomicron; extracellular region. The record is from RefSeq and is a predicted model, not a curated record. Gene Ontology annotation, molecular function: cholesterol transfer activity; phospholipid binding; phosphatidylcholine-sterol O-acyltransferase activator activity.